CAUCAGGAAACACAUCGCGGAUUUGUCCUUCUCGCUACUAUCGUAGUUCGGUUAUCGCAGUAGCCUACCCGUGGCAGAGGAGAGUGAGGAUUUGUGCUCCCCUAGACAGGUUUCCAGACACCAGCGAAACUGGACGCGGAACUGGACGGAAGGUGUAACUCCGAGAUCCCAAUAAUAAUUUGUGGACUAAACGCAAUGGAGCCAGCCUUCGGAGAGGUGAACCAGCUCGGCGGUGUUUUCGUCAACGGCAGACCGCUACCCAACGCCAUCCGGCUGCGGAUUGUAGAGCUCGCUCAGCUGGGCAUCAGACCUUGCGACAUCAGCAGACAGCUCCGGGUCUCCCACGGCUGCGUCAGCAAGAUACUGGCCCGAUACAACGAGACCGGCUCUAUACUCCCGGGAGCGAUCGGGGGCAGCAAGCCACGGGUCACCACGCCGUCAGUGGUCAAGCACAUACGGACAUACAAGCAGAGGGACCCGGGUAUUUUCGCAUGGGAGAUCCGGGACAGGCUACUGGCUGAUGGCGUUUGUGACAAAUUUAAUCUACCAUCUGUGAGCUCCAUCAGUCGGAUCCUCCGCAACAAGAUUGGCAAUCUAUCCCAGCAGAGCCAGUAUGAGUCCAGCAAGCAGUCGUCUCACCAACCACCUCAACCAACGCUCCCAUACAACCACAUAUACUCGUAUCCGACCCCCAUCGGAGCCUCUGGGACCAAAGUACCGACUCCCCCGGGCAUGCACUCCCUCCCUGGACACAUGGCUAUGCACAGGAUAUGGCCCUCAUCGCACUCGGUAACAGAUAUUCUGGGGAUUCGGUCGAUAACAGAGCAACAAACCCUCCCACCCCAGUGUCGCCCUACAUGGGGUACAGCGCCACCACGUCGGCCUAUGUGACCGGUCCCACAUGGCAGCCGCCCAGUGGCAGUGCUCUCUCUCACCACAGCUGUGACAAUAUUGCCUCCUCGCUGGCCUUCAAGGGUAUGACAGCCCACCACCGUGACACACUCUACCCCCACACCGUCAGCGUCUCAGCACUGUAGAACACAGACAGACGGGCGAAUGGACGGACGGAGAGACAGAGGUGGGAGAGAGAGAGAGAGGGAAGAAGACGGGGAGAAGAACAGACAGACGGGCGAAUGGACGGACGGAGAGACAGAGGUGGGAGCGAGAGAGAGAGGGAAGAAGACGGGGAGAAGAACAGACAGACGGGCAGAUUGAGAGAAAAGAGGAUGACAGAAGGAGAAAUGGAGAGAUGAGUCUUCUCCUUACAAUAGGUCCUGUGUCAGCUCAUCACAAACAAUCACCUCUCUGUAUUUAAAUGAAGGACCUCACCUAGGAGCUACAUCCAUCACAACAGUCUCUUCCAUAUAACACGGUGUGGAGAACUCAAGUUAACACACAGUUAAAGACAGGACAUGAAGGAAAGGUUUGCCACACUAUCUACAGUAUCUACAGACAUGACCCUGCCUCUUUGUUGUCCAGCAGACAGCUCACAGGACAGGUCAGGUGUAUUGAAGGACUGAAUGACUGGGGAUGGGGGACACAAUCCUCAUCAACAGCUUGUCUCGUAAACCCAUUUUUGAACACUUCUCUGCAAAUGUUAUUCGAGACAAGGGGCUAAAGGAGGCUAUGACAAUCUAAACCAGCAGGAAAACAACGUUUUGCAUUUAAGUGUUUCAGGGUGAUAUCAAUUGCUAUUAUUUUGGAUGUUUUGUAUUUUUUCUUUUUUGUUUGUGUUAUGUUUUUUUUAUAAACACAAAAGUCUUAAUAUUGAACAUUGUUUUUUCACUUCUCAACUUAAAUGUAAUGCAAUGCUUCAGAGAAGUUAUCCUAAUGUUUAUUUAUUAGACUGACUAAGGUACUGCGGUUAAACAAAGUGCAGUUAUUACAUCAAAAGGCCACGGUGGAGAACGUAUGGGGAACAUUCCCUAAUGUUUAAGACUACAUUAUGGUAAAACAGUAAAAAAAUCUGCAGUUCCAAAAGAUGCACAAUGAAAUUGAAUGUAUCUCAAUUAAAAUAAUUGUUUGGAUGUUA
Molecule: messenger RNA, 2032 nt
Organism: Salvelinus sp. IW2-2015
Lineage: Eukaryota; Metazoa; Chordata; Actinopteri; Salmoniformes; Salmonidae
Source: RefSeq, a predicted model, not a curated record